GCGACGGACUGUAAAGUCAGGAACCAACUUCGGUAACUUCACUGCUGCAGUCCAUUGCCUGUAUAUGUGUGCAGCCCCGCACUGGCCAUGGGGGACAUGAAGACCCCCGACUUUGAUGACCUGCUGGCAGCGUUUGACAUUCCCGACAUUGAUGCCAAAGAAGCCAUUCAGUCCAGCCCAGAGGAGGAACGGGAUCAAUUAGGGACUAAUGUUGGCCACAGACGGAGUGGCUCUCCACCCUGCUUCCCCCCCGCUGCCCCGCACAGCGAACCGCCUGUUGUCAGCGUGAUUGUGAAGAACACGGUGCGAUCGGAGUCUGUUGAUGAGGAGGACAAAUCUGUCAGGGAUAAAGCAGACAAUCCUGCGAGCGGUGCCUUAGUCUCUCAGGUCGGGGUCAAGUUGGAUGACCUCACCUCACAGCUUACUCCCAAACUGGCUUCUGCUGCUGGAUUGGAGCCACAGCUUUCCAAUGGUUUCGAGGAACCUGUCACCAGUCAUCAGCAGCAGGCCAGAACAGAGUCCUGGUCCAGGGCUUUGCCUUUGAGGCCAUUGCUAGAUGAUAAACGAGACGAGAGUCAAACAGUCACUGAACCCGGGUCCAUCCAACACACAUCAGAUGUCAUGAACAGUUUCAGGCCCCUCCUCUACCCUGAGCCGCCUACCGCUGCCGGGCCCACCUCAUCACCUCCUUCCUCCCCACUGCCUGUCGGCUCCCACAAUUCUCCUCAUGUCUCCUCUCCUCUUAAAGAUGAAGGUCAUCUGCAGAACAAUCCAUCAUCCUCUCCUCUUCCACAGAACAGAAACACAGAAAUUAGCGAACAACUGCUCACAGAUGAAGACUCAGAGCCAGAUAUAGAAGGUCCGCUGGUGAUCCAGGAAAGCCCUGAAUCCUCACCACCUAUACUCAAACGCAGAGAUAAAUUACACUCUGACCUUCUUGGGUCUCCUUCAACCACUGCUAGUCACGUUUCUCCUCCUCCUCUUCCUAAACUUACGUUUUCAAUGGCCCCGACAAACCCUGAAAGCAACCGUCAAGAAGAUGGAGGACCAGUCCUCAGUAACGCUCUCCCUUCAGCUUGUGAGACACUCUGCUCCCCAGAGCAGCUCCCUACUGUCAGUACAAAUGCUGCUCUGGUCCAGGAGGAUGAAUACCCAGACCGUAUAAUAGAAGAGAGGGACUCCCCAGAGAGCCCCCCGCCCUAUGAGACAGGUCUCCUCGCCACCAGUAGAAGCAACGGCUCUGACUCGGGCCAAACGCCAGGGCUAACUGUGAACUACAAGGAACUCAGUCAACAAGAGGAGCCGAUGGAAACCAGCCAGGAAGGUCAUCCAAGUGGCAUCGAAUUGAAUGAAAAGGUGUCUGGAGAUGGAGAAAUUUUAAAUGAGCCGAAUUGUGAUGCCGACUCGGAAGACGCUCCGUCUGCUGACGUUAGUGACACAGGUUCGACGCCCGUGCGCCCAAUCAAAGUGACAAUUAAAGUGCCUACAAGCAGCAACUCGAGGACCGGCGUUGCACCUAAGAGAGGUGGAAGGGCCACUUCCAAAAGUGUGGAUGGUUCAAAACGUUCACCGAGAAGUCAGAACACGAGAUCCAAAAAGCAGUUGCUCCAGCAGUCUCAGUUGCCUGCAGUGGCUUUGCUCCAGGACGCCUGUGCUGCAACACUUCAAGGUGCCAACGCCGUCAAGGAGAGAAAAUCUGUGAAGAGAAAACCAAAGGUUUCCCCAACAGCAGUGAGCAUCACCAAAACCGUCUCCCUGCCCUCCGUCUCCUCCAGCAGAGUGACCUCAGGUGCCAUUAGCCUGCGCAACCUGGGGCAGAAAACUCUCAACAGUGGGAUUUCCCUGCCUGCGCCUUUACCCCUGCUCCCCCCGCAGACCAACAGCAGGCCGGCCUCCAUAGUCAACAACACUGGGGCGAUCAUAUCCAAGAGUCAAACCAACCUGGUCGAAGCUUUCAACAAAAUCCUCAACAACAAGAAUCUGCUGCCCAGUUACAAACCCGACCUGAGCAUCCCUCUCCCAGCCGAGUGGGACCUUCCUCUCCCUGCACAGGGCUACCGCUGUUUGGAGUGCGGCGACGCCUUCGCCUUGGAACGCAGUUUGACUCAGCACUACGACCGGCGCUCGUUGAGAAUCGAGGUGACCUGCAAUCACUGCACCAAACGGCUGGCCUUUUUCAACAAGUGCAGCCUGCUCCUGCAUGCCAGGGAACACAAGGAGAAAGGGCUGAUCAUGCAGUGCUCGCAUCUGGUCAUGAAGCCCGUCCCUGUGGAGCAGAUGAUCAGCCAGCCGGAGCCAGCAGCAGCCGAGCCCGCAGGCCAGAACAACGCAAAACCAGCAGGCCCGGCACAUCAAGCGGUGCCAAGCAAGAAAGCAGAGGCCGUGCAGUCCAACAAGAACAGAUGCUCCGAGUGUCAGCUUCAGUUCAGCAGCAAGGAAGAGGUGGCGGAGCAUUUCCAAGAAAUCAAAUUAGCACACAGCAACUCAUGUUCAGAGUGUUAUCCUCCCAUGCUGCUGCCCAACAACUGCAGCGCGGCAGCCCAUCAGCGCAUCCACCAGGCCAGCGCGCCACACGUCUGCCCGGAGUGCGGCGACACCUUCAAACAGUCAGUGUUCCAGACGCAUCUGUCGGAAGACUGUCUGCACUUCUCCCGACGCAUCGGCUACAGAUGCUCCAGCUGCCUGGUGGUGUUCGGAGGGCUGAACUCUGUGAAGGCUCACAUCCAGCAGGCGCAUUGCGACCUGUUCCACAAGUGCCCCAGCUGCCCCAUGGCGUUCAAAUCUGCCCCCAGCACGCAGAAUCACAUCAACGCCCAGCAUCCACAGCUCACCGACAAGCAGACCUUGUUGAUCUAUAAAUGUGUCAUGUGCGACACGGUUUUCACACACAAGCCUCUGCUGCACGUGCACUUUGACUCUCACCUGGUCAAUCAGAAGGUGCACGUCUUCAAAUGUCCCGACUGCACCAAGCUGUUCUCUCAGAGGAGUUCCCUGCUGGACCAUUCCAAGACUCACAGGACUGCCGCUCCAAAGCUGCCGUCGCCUCCACCGCGGUCUGCGGUGAAGCUUGAGAGCUCUGACGAGGAAUCCAUGAAUGAAGAGAGCCAAGAGAACGUGAAGUCGGUGAAGGUGGCUGCGCCGUCCGGGUGGACGUGUCAGUCCUGCCGCACGCGCUAUCGAGCCAGAGAAGACUAUAUCUCCCACAUGCGGGAAAAACACGACCAGAUUUUGAAGAAAUAUCCCUGCAACAAAUGCGGAAGCUCCUUCUCCAACAACUCCAACAUGAUGCGUCACAUGAGAGAUAAGCACACGGUCAUAAGUCGGGGUUUCCGCUGUCAGUUUUGUACGGAUGAUAAGAAAACGUUCAGCAGCAGAGCGAUGCUGGACAGACACGUUCUGCUGAGACACACUGUGGAUGCUGUGGGCCAGGACGCAGCGCAGGGAGUCAAAGAAGAGGCGGAGGCCUCUGCGGAGCAGGACGGCAGUGCCGGGAUUUGCAGCAAGAGGCCGAGAGAAGCCGUGAAGAAGAAGCCGGACGAGGAUUCUUCGGCGAAGAAGUCGCGCUCCUCCGCCCCCUCCCAGUCCGUGGCUCCCCAGCCUCCUCACGACUCGGGCUUCCGCUGCGCUCCCUGCGGCUUCACCACGGAGGAGCAGGCGGCCUUCCUGGAGCACAUCGGCCAGCACAGCGGGGCGGAGGGCGCCGCCCUGCAGUGCCUGCAGUGCGGAGCCUGCUUCGCGUCGUCCUCCUCCCUGUCGCGCCACCGUUUCAUCACCCACAAAGUGAAGGGGGUCAUGGCUGACGGCCAGCACGCCGCCGGCGCGCGCUCACCGGGGAGCAGCAGGAACCACAAAGACAAGAGUUCUGUGAACGGAUCUGCGCCGGCGUCCCCCUUCAGCCAGCCGGCCGCCGGUCUGGGGAGCGAGGAGGACGGCGCCCUGGGCUGCAAGGUGUGUGGGAAACACUUCGAGAAGGCCUCUGAUCUCAACACACACUUCAGAACGCACGGUAUGGCUUUCAUCAACGCCAGGAAUGCAGGGAAAAAUACCUAAGAUGAAGCAGACGGAAAGAAAAGUCCCCCAGUUGCCUUUUUCAGUCCUGCUCGUUUUCUCUGAAGCGUGAGUUCUGCACUGAUUUAUCCAAAGAUCGUUGCUCUCGGAAUGCAUUGUAACAUAGUUAGAUACGAUUCUCACCAGUCAACAUGAGCCUUUCACCUCGGACACUCAGGAUCUAACGCUGCGUUUUUAUCUUCGCUAAAAGCACCGAGAGAGGAGAUUAGAACUACUUCACUGCCGGCGGAUGCUUCGGAGGCUUCUUAUGGGGCUCUUAUAGCAGCGCGGGUGUGUUGAUGCGUGGUUAAUGAGAUUUGUGUGUGCCUGUGAGGACCGGUAAACGUCUCCCUGACCACCCGUACCUCAGCUCCCUGAAUAUUCAGCCGAUUGUACCGUUUUUUUUCCGCCACAGCUUUCCAUUUGUUUGUUGUGUUUGCUCUCAUUAAUGGCUCGCUCUUGUCACCCUGCAGGCUCUUUGACCUGCGCUGCGUCUCCAUCUGUACCGCCUUCACCGCACAUUGAAGCUUAAUAAACAGAGCAAACAAAACCCGGCAUUUCAGACAAGUCUUUGUCACUGAGCACAAUUUUCCUGACGCACAUCAACACAGAUUGUAUUACGAGCACAAAUUUUGUCAUGCACACACAAAUCUGUUGAUCUGUUAAGCAUCAGUUUGUACUCAUUGAGUAACAAUGCUGGAAUAAUAUGGCCUUCCUAACCUCUGGAGAGCAUAAACGCUGGUUUUCAGCAGUGUUCCAGUCGUCUGCAGUCUGGUGAAAGUUACAAUUUCUUUAUUGUAUAGUUUUCCUCCUGAACUGUGACGCUUUAAAGAAAACAUCAAAAUCACACACACAUUGAAAGAACAUGAAAAAAAUGGCAUUAAUUCACAAUUAAGUAAUUAGAAAUUGUUUUUGCUUCUGUGUUAUAUGAUGACUCCACUAACCUUGUCAGUACAGAGAACUAAUCUUUAUGUAAUUUCUUUGAAGGUGUUUAAAAAUCAAUCAGUAAAUUGAAAAAAAACAUGUAUAUGCAUGUGUGUAAAUACCGUUGGAAGACGAAAAACAUUUGUCUCAAAAGUUGCUCCAGAGAAAGCAAACGUGAAUCCAAAAGGUGGAAAAUAUUUGUUACAAUCAGCAAUCAGUUCACAAACUUUCAGAGUCAUAACAUCGGUCACCUUUGUUUUAUGUAACGUGUGUAAUCGACAUGUUUUCCUGUGGCUGUCUCAGAGAAAAGGUCCAGCUUCCUCUGUAUUACUGCUGUUAAGAGAAGCUCCCUCCUUCCUCAGGAUUAUAGAAGGACUCAUUCCUCCAUUUUAUGCUCAGUUUGUGUCUGGGAGGUUCUUUGACGUGUCGACAGUCGUCGUCUUCACCGUAUCACCGCUGUGAUGUUGUCAUCCCGCUGCGAUUGUGACGUCUGUUCCAUGAAGGCUGAUACGCAGCUCCAGAAACCUCGUCUGGCUUCAGGCGUUUUUUUUUUUUGUUUUUUGUUUUUUGUCCUGCUGACUGUUUGUUUCCGUGUUUUCUUGAGAAUCGUUGCAGUACUGUAAAACACGAUUAUCCACUUUCCUCAAGCAUACCUGUGAAUCAUUGCCAGCUCUUUUUCACAGCAGGUUACAGGAAUCGGAUUGAUUCCCAACUUGAACUUGCAGCGUCUGGUUAGCGUUCAUUUAGUCGCACAACUCGGUUAACUUCCAUCAAUGAUCCACGUCAGCUUUCCUAUGAGCAUGAACCAGAGCCUGGUGACAGAAUGAGGACUUCACGGUUUAAACGUGGAUUCUGUGUUGUUGGAAAUGGUUUGCCACAAGCGCUCAUGUAUAUUAUUUAUUGUGAUCAGACUCUGAAAUCCAUUUGUUAGUGAAUCAUACUGUGUUUGUUUACUCUAAAAGAGCUGAAAAUAAAUAAAACUUUUGGUAUGCAAACAUGUUUUUCUAAACCUCGCUUUUUAAUUUACUGCUAGUAAAGCAUCCGUACUUUUGUUCAUUUCUGGGCUUUUUGUUGUUUAUUCACUGCUGAAAAUAAAAAGGUUUGUGAAGGUUUGU
Molecule: messenger RNA, 6086 nt
Organism: Salarias fasciatus (jewelled blenny)
Lineage: Eukaryota; Metazoa; Chordata; Actinopteri; Blenniiformes; Blenniidae
Gene: znf687a
Product: zinc finger protein 687a
Exons: 11
Coding region: 88-4050 (1320 amino acids)
Source: RefSeq, a predicted model, not a curated record